AUUUUCCGACGAGCCGACAAGAACGAUGAUGGGAAGCUGUCAUUUGAGGAGUUCAAGAACUAUUUCGCUGAUGGGAUCCUGAGCUCGGAGGAGCUGUGGGAGUUGUUCAGUGGAAUUGACAGGUGUCAUUCAGACAACGUGGACACGGAGAAAUUGUGUGAUUAUUUCUCGGCCUAUCUCGGAGAAUACAGGAAUGUGCUUUCCGCCCUGGAAGCCCUCAACUCUGCAGUCCUGGCAGCCAUGGACAAAACCAAGCUGAGAAAGGACAUAAAGAAAUCUGAGACCUCGGUUGGCCUGAGGUCAGGGAGACGAUGCGGGCGCAGAGGACAGAAGAAUGUCUGUCUAUCUCCAACGGACCCCUAUUCCGGAAUGCUAACGACAGGCGUUUGUGUCGAAGACAACAGCCAGUGGAUGGCACAGAUCAACAGGCUCCAGCAGCUCAUCGAGAAGCUGGAGUGCAAGAGCCCGCGCCUGGAGCCGCUGAAGGAGGAAGCGAUGUGCAAAGGAAGAGACGCACACAUCCUGGUGGCGAAGAGGCAGAUCUCGGUGGCGACGAGCAGCAUUGAGGAGUUUCGCCAGGCGUUCAGGUCCUACACGGAGGUCACCGCCGGGCAGAGCAGCUGCCUGCAUGUGUCCGCCUGCAAGUUGACGGAUGAGGCCUGCUUCAUCCUUUACGAGUUUUGGCAGGACGUGACUUCGUGGAGAAGCCACUUGCAGUCUAGUUGCAGCAAGACUUUCCAGCGGGCCAUCAUCAGCUUGCUGGAAUCCCCGGAGCUGCUGACCACCAUGCUCUUCCCAGCCUCCUGGUGGAUCAUGAACAACAACUGA
Fulmarus glacialis (Northern fulmar) is the source of this 828-nucleotide messenger RNA. Its product is annotated as N-terminal EF-hand calcium-binding protein 3-like. Gene Ontology annotation, cellular component: endoplasmic reticulum; cytoplasm; Golgi cis cisterna. The annotation marks the transcript as partial. The record is from RefSeq and is a predicted model, not a curated record. The transcript is spliced from 12 exons. Gene Ontology annotation, molecular function: calcium ion binding. NCBI's taxonomy places the organism in Eukaryota, Metazoa, Chordata, Aves, Procellariiformes, Procellariidae. Gene Ontology annotation, biological process: regulation of amyloid precursor protein biosynthetic process.